AUGGGGACGAGAGGUGGCCGGGGCUGCCGUCACCUCGGGGACCUGCCCGCCCCGGCCCCGCUGCAGGAGGGGCACUCGGGGCCGCUGGCAGGGCAGGCGGGCAGCAGGGAGCCCCGUGGGCUCGGCGAUGAUGCCCCGGACCCCAAACUCACCGGAGGCAGCCUGGCCGUGGGGGCCGAGCCCGCAGCCCCCCCCACGUACCCCGACUCUGCCCCGGAGCUGCUCCCCACAGCCGCCAGCCCCACGGCUGACCCCAGCCAGGAGUGGAGGGUGGUGAAGAUCAAGAGAGUCCUCAUCAACCCCGCCGGCGAGCCGAGGAAAGCGAGUCUCUCCCGCAGCUCCAGCCUCUCGGAGAAGGAGCUGAAGGAGGCGAAGGCGCGGAGCCGCAGGAUCGUGGCGCAGCUCACCACGGCGCCCGGCCCCAGCUCCAAGGGCGUGCUCCUCUUCCACCGCCGCAAGCAGCGCGUCGACGGGCUCACCGGCACCGGCACGGGGCAUGGCACGGGGCUGCCGCUGAGCCCGGUGCCUCGGCAAGGAGCCAUGGAGGAGGGCGAGGGGCACGGCACGCGGGGGACACCGCCAGAGCCUGGCGAUGCGCAGCAGGUCCCGCUGAGCGUCUACCUGAAGGAGAACAUGGCACCGGCCGCCACCAACGGCCUGCACGAGAGGGAGCGGGCAGAGGGAGAGGCAGGGGGGCUCGGGGGGAUGCAGGAUGGCGUGGGGGUGAGCGUGGCUGCUCCCGUCCCACCACAGAGCACGCACAUCCCCGAGCAGAAGAACGGCGAGGUGCUCGGUGCGCCCACGGGGACAGGCCACGCAUCUGUGGGGACGGCCAGCAUGACCAUAGGGACAGGGAAUGCACCUGUGGGGACAGUCAGUGUGCCCGUGGGGACAGGCAACGCACCUGUGGGGACAGCCAGCAUGACCGUGGGGACAGGCAACGCACCCGUGGAGAUGCCCAGCGCGCCCUUGGGGACAGCCAGCGUACCCAUGGGGACAGCCAACACACCGAUGGGGACGGCAAACGCACCCAUGGGGACAGCCAGUGAACCCAUGGGGACAGGCAGCGCACCCAAAGGGAUGGCCAAUGCAUCCAUGGGGUUGCCCAGUGCACCCAUGGGGACGGCCAACGCAUCCAUGGGGACAGCCAGCGUGCCCAUGGGGAUGCCAAGUGAGCCCAUGGGGACGUCCAGCUCACCCAUGGGGACAGCCACCCCCUCCGGGCAGGCUCAGAACGGCACACGGGGCAGGCAGUACUACGAGGUCCACCUCACCCUGGCCAAGCCCAAGCCCGUGAAGAACCGGACAGCCAGGCCGUUUGGCACCCAGACGCCCACCACACCAAGCCAGGGGCCAAGCCAGCCCCCCGAGAGAGCCCCCGCCACCACCACCGAGCUGCCCCCGCCGCCCACCUACGCGGAGACGCUGGGCAGCCCCCCACCCCUCAGCAGGGUCCGCUCGCCCCCUGCCUACUCGGCCCUGUACCCCCCCGUCGAGCAGAAGGUGCUGCAGAGCCCCGUCCACAGGGCGGGGGCAGUUCCCCCCCUGCCCAAAACGGGCAUCCUGGAGGAGUCGGCGGCCCGCAGGGCCCACAAGAAGUCCAUGUUCACCUUCGUCGAGAAGCCGAAGCUGGGCCCCAACCCCGACCUGCUGGAUUUGGUGCAGAGCGCGGACAGCAGGAAGAAGCAGAAGGAGCACGGCGAGCCCGGUGCCGAGGACGAGCCCUUCGCCCUGGGGGCAGAAGCCUCCAACUUCGUCCCCAGCAGCGCGGCCAGGGGCGGGCAGCACCUCCCGCCGGCCGACGAUGCUCCGGCGUGGUCGUCCUGCCUCAAGUCCCCCAGCAUCCAGCCGAAGCCGAAGCCGCAGCCCAGCCACAACCUCACCGAAGCCAGAGGGAAGGGAGCCGAGCUCUUCGCCCGCCGGCAGUCCCGCAUGGAGAAGUUCAUCAUCGAGGCUCCCUCCCAGCCCGACCUGCUCCGCUCCCCAUCGCCCACCAUGUCCCUGCCUCCCUCCUGGAAGUACGACACCAACGCUUGCCUGUCGCCCAUGGUCUCCAGGCACCCCGUCAAGAGUCCCUGCAGGCCCUCCAAAACCCCCCCGGCGUCUCUUUACGGCGGCGCCCUGACGGAGAACGAGGUCUCCCAGAAGGAGCUGGAGCUCUCCAAGCACCAGCCCUACCAGCUCCAGUCUUCGCUCUUCAUCCUCUCCCCAUCCAAAGGGCCGCCGAGCUCCGUGCCCCGGGAGGUGCCACCGCCCCGACCCUCCCUUCCCGACGCCUACCCCUGCCUGCAGCGAACGUCCUGCCCGACCUCUCCGUUGCCUCCUUCCCCUGUUUGGCACCCUCCUGCCGUGCCCGGGGCCGGCGGGGCGGCCUCCGGCCCCUUCCCCAGUGCCACCGGGGCUCUGCCCCUGCCCCCGGGCAGCCUCCCCGCUCCCGCAGCCCCGGCGGAGCUGCUGCUGGCCUCGCCGUGCCGCCGAGUGAAGGGCGGCUUCCAGGCGCCCCGGCCCUCCUACUCCACCAGGAACGCGGGGAUCGAGCCGCAGGACAGGCGGCCGUCCCUCCCCGCCUCGCCCACCUGGACGCCCCGGUCUGCGCGGCGCCAGGGCAGCCUGGACGGCUGGGCCAGCCCGGCCUCGGUGCCCGAGCUGGACGAGGGCCCCCCCAGGUCCCCUCCGUGGAGCGAGCGGUCGCUGUCCCCGCUGCGGCAGGACGCCGACCCCCGGGCCAGCCGGCAGAUGCAAGCGCGGCUCGCCAGGAACAUCAUCAACGCUGCCCGCAGGAAGAGCUCCUCGCCCAAAGCCGUGGGGACGGAGGGCUCCCGGCCCUUCACCCCCCCGGCCACCAGCCCCCGGGCCGUGGGGUCCCCCAGCUUGCCGCGGUCCCCCCGGCCGGAGGGGUGCAGAGCCCCGGCCCCGCAGGCUGCCACCUCCGCCUGCAGCGUGCUGGCCGCACCGGGCAGCCCCUCGCCCACCUACAAGAGCCCCCUGCCAUCGCCCCGGGUGGACGGGUCCCGCUCCUGUGCCUCCCCCGGGGUGUCCCGAGCCACCUGGGCAGAGGGACGCCGGCUCCUGCUGUCACCCGGCGCUGCCGGGCUGUCCCCGACCCCCAAGAGCCCCCUGCCAUCGCCGGUGGUGGGCGCGCGGUCCCCCGCCAAGCGCUACAGCUCCCGGUCCCCGACGGACUCGGACGUCUCCCUCGACUCCGAAGACUCGGGGGCCAAGAGCCCGGGCAUCCACAGCUUCAACCUGUGUCCCCGCGGCUGGACCGGGAGCCUGCGGCUGAAACCGGGGGGGCUGCCUUCGGGGGCCCCCUGCACCUCCUAGAGCAGCCAGCCCCGGCCACGCCGUGCCGCCAGCCCCCCUGUGGUGCCACCCGAGGGGGUCCCCAGGCAGGGAGAGGCACGGACACGGGCUGGGGAUGCGCGGAGCGUCCCCGUCCCCAUCGGCGUGCCGCCGGGGUCAGCUGCCUCCCACCUGCCCGCGGUCCCAUGGCCCAGCUCUAUUUUUACCAGGCUAACCUUUCGGGGCAGGACUGCGUGGUCAGCAGGGCGAGCAGGGCAGCUGGCGGGGGGGACGCAGCCCCUGGACGUCCCCUGUGCCCGGCGCCCCCCAGCUCUGGUUUCCCAGGGUGGCCCUGGCGGCGCUGGCACCCGCGGGGUCACCGCGCACCCCUCAGGUGGGUGCCGUGGCCGGGACACCCUGCCCCAGCAGGGUCUGACCCUGCGGGUCCGGCUGCUUUCAGCCAAAACCAGAUCUCGAGGGGGAAACAUUCAUGUUUUAUUCCCCCGAUCCCCAAAUCCUGCUUGCUUUUUUUUUUUUUUUCAACCUUUGACCCUAUCUCCACGCAAUUCCCCCCAAAUUCUUCCCCGGUGACGACGAAGAGAGCCAAAGUUAUUUAUUGCCAUGCCGAGGGCACCGUGGGCAGGUUUCCUCCCGCUGCGCCCGGGCAGAGAGAGGGCCAGCGCCACCCCCGGCACUGUCACUGUCCCCAGCCCUGUCACUGUCCCCAGCCCCGGGCUCACCCCAUCCCCACCCUGCGGGACCGAGGGACGGAGGGCGCAGCGAUGGGGGGGCUGUGGGGGUCAGAAGGAAGCGGUACAGGUGGCAGAGGGUUUGAGGGAGGUCUCGGUGCGGGAGGUGAUGCUGAGAGGUCUCAGGGACAGGUCGGGGUCCCCACGGGAGCCAGCUCCCUGCACGGGGCAGAGCUCGAGGGCACAGCGCUGGUGGCUGGGUGCGCAGGGUGAUGGGGAGAGGGGGCAGCAGGGUGGGCACCGUUACGUGGCAGAGCCCGGGGAGGGCAAUAACGGGCCCCCACAGUGCUUCCCC
This is a messenger RNA of Oxyura jamaicensis (ruddy duck), 4326 nucleotides long. RefSeq names its product synaptopodin (gene SYNPO). Gene Ontology annotation, biological process: modification of dendritic spine; spine apparatus assembly; positive regulation of actin filament bundle assembly. Bases 1 to 3324 code for a protein of 1107 amino acids. The record is from RefSeq and is a predicted model, not a curated record. NCBI's taxonomy places the organism in Eukaryota, Metazoa, Chordata, Aves, Anseriformes, Anatidae. Gene Ontology annotation, cellular component: stress fiber; spine apparatus; actin cytoskeleton. The transcript is spliced from 4 exons. Gene Ontology annotation, molecular function: actin binding.